ACCAUAUAUCGUUACUUUCCUAUUUUUCUUGUCUUCUUCGCCUCUUCCCCGUCUCCCAACUCCUUCCUCUCUCUUCUUCCUCCCCUCACUCCCCAGCCCUCCUCACCAUGGCGUUCAAAGAUGGUGAGCUCUCCGUUGAGGAGAGUCCUGUCUCACCACAUCGCCUAACCAUCGCCGCUGGCUCGACGUCCCAGGAUCAGGCAGAUAUGGCAGGAGUUGGCAAGAAGCAGCGCUUUACCAGAAACUUUGGCUUUAUCUCUAUGCUCGGCUUCACCACCACCAUGAUGUGCUCGUGGGAGGCCGUCUUUUUCUCCAACAGCACUGCCAUGUCUAAUGGGGGUUCCGUCACCUUGGUCUACGGCUUUAUCUUUUGCUUUUUUGGCUCCCUUGCUACCGCCGCAUCUCUGGCAGAGAUGGUCUCGAUGUUCCCGACAUCUGGAGGGCAGUAUCACUUUGUGGCUAUGCUGGCGCCUAAGAAGUACUCGGUGUUUCUGAGCUGGAUCACAGGAUGGGUGUCGACAAUCGGUUGGAACGCAAACAGCGCUGCCGGAGUCUUCUUUGGCGCAACGAUGAUUCAGGGACUCCUGGUUCUUAAUGAUUCAAACUACGGGGCCCCACGGUGGCAGGGAACCCUCAUCAUGUGGGCAGCACUCUUGCUCGUCCUGAUUGUGAACACUGUCGGCGCAAAGAUAUUGCCGAAGAUUGAAGGAUUCAUCCUCAUCAUCCACACUUUGGGCUUCUUCGCUGUCCUGAUUCCCCUUGUCUACCUUGCCCCCCAUGGCUCGGCUGCGGAUGUCUUCAAGAAUUUCAUCGAUGCGGGAGAUACGUCUGGAUACUCGUCUGGUGGACUAGCCUUCUUCGUUGGCAUAAUCAGUACCAAUCUUCCGUUUAUCGGUUACGACGGACCAAUCCACAUGGCGGAAGAAGUCGUGAAUGCUUCGACAAUUGUUCCAUGGUCCAUGAUCUGCACCAUCCUGCUCAAUGGAACUCUGGGCUUGGCUAUGGUGAUCGCCUUCUGUUUCUGCCUUGGCGAUCUCGAGACCGCUCUCACCUCACCCACCGGAUACGAUUUCAUCGAGGUCUUCUAUAAUGCCACCAACAGCACUGGUGGAACAUCUGCCAUGACGGCGCCCCUAAUCACUCUUGUGAUCUGCGCCACAUUCGGCUUCCUGGCCUCUUCUUCUCGUCAAACCUGGGCCUUUGCUCGUGAUCAAGGCCUGCCGUUCUCAAAUUUCCUGUCUCAUGUGAACACGCGCACCGCCCUGCCUCUUAACGCCGUCAUCUUCUGCGCCACUGUCACGGCCAUCAUCUGCAUCAUCAACAUCGCAUCAACCGUCGCAUUCAACGCCAUCGUGUCCCUCACCAUCGCCGGCCUAUACACCUCCUACUUCAUCCCGAUCACUCUCCUCGCCAUCAAGCGUUCCCGGGAGCCAUCCUCCAUCGUCUGGGGUCCCUGGACCCUUGGACCCGCAGGCCUCAUCAUCAACAUCCUCUCCAUGUGCUUCCUCAUUAUCUCCAUCGUCUUCUCCUUCUUCCCGCCCGUCGUGCCCGUCACGCUCAUCUCCAUGAACUGGUCCGCGCUCGUCUUCGGCGGCGGCGUUAUAAUCGGCCUCGUCUUCUACGCCAUCUGGGGGAGGAAGAAUUACCACGGCCCUAUCUUCGAGAGGGGGGUCAUGCCGACGGAUCAGUAUGGCCAGUAAUAAAACAGUGCUCCUUGCCGCUUUUGUUUUUGAGGCGGAACAGUCCCCCCGCUGCGCUUUGAAGGAUUGAAAAAUGACUGACCUCGCGAAAUGGCGAUGGAUGUGCAAAAGUCUAUAUAUAUGAGCAUUGACGGAUCAGAUAUAUGACAUUAUGUACAGUAGAAUAAUGCGAAAACUAUAGAGUUUUGUAUAAGGUAAACAACGAUGA
Molecule: messenger RNA, 1908 nt
Organism: Amorphotheca resinae ATCC 22711
Lineage: Eukaryota; Fungi; Ascomycota; Leotiomycetes; Helotiales; Amorphothecaceae
Exons: 7
Coding region: 108-1700 (530 amino acids)
Biological process (GO): transmembrane transport
Cellular component (GO): membrane
Molecular function (GO): transmembrane transporter activity
Source: RefSeq, a predicted model, not a curated record